ACAGAGAAACCCAAGGGUGGCAAAUACGUAUCUAGUUCCAUCCCCAAAGUCCAAAAACCCCGGUGACCACAACCCAAACCCCUACACAUGGCAACCGCCGUCGCAGCUAGGUCCGUCUUCCGCCACGCCUCCGCCGUCCGCUCGGCUGCUUCUAGAAUCUCCGCCGGUGCGGCUAAGCCCAAUGCCACAUCGUCCACACGCUCGGCCUUCCGCUUCCCCUCACAAAAACCCCUUUCUCAUCGCAUUUUCAGGUCACCGGUUGAAAUGAGCUGUGUGUCUGUGGAAUCAAUGCUACCGUUUCACACAGCUACUGCCUCUGCGUUGCUGACAUCAAUGCUUUUGGCUCCCAGGACCUGUGGUUGGACUCUUGAAGAUCUGAACGACGAUGUAUGAUGACUUGUUGGAAGGAUCCGGGCGUGCUACAAGAAUGCAUGAUAACUAGAAGCAAGUCUGGAUUCACUUUGAUUGUUAUACCUUUUAAUUCUCGUCUUACCUGGACCUUUUAGGAUAUGAUAAUAUUCAUAAAUCGACUUAAUGUCAUGUGUUUUUUACAUGAUUGAGAUUGUUGCGAAGGCAUAUAUUAUUUGACAUUGAGUUUUGUUUGUUUAGGGCUGUGAUUGGGUCUCUUUCGGCAUGAAGAAUUUCCAUGUUUCCCUACGGUUUUUCAUUCGGGUAAAUUGUUUGAUUGUAGAUGGAUGAUUGUAUGUGUUGAGACGCUGUGCAUUUGGUGACUUGAGUAGCUCCCAAGAUGCAACUGGAUAUUGUAAUGGAUGAUUUUUUGGUUUUGAAAACAUAAAAUCUAGGACGAUGUUGAUUAUUCAUGUUUUGAAGGCAUGGAACAAAUUGUUUUUUUGUUAAAAGUUACGACCAUAAACGCCAAUGAUUCAUGUGUGA
Helianthus annuus (common sunflower) is the source of this 894-nucleotide messenger RNA. Its product is annotated as protein NUCLEAR FUSION DEFECTIVE 6, mitochondrial. Bases 88 to 393 code for a protein of 101 amino acids. Gene Ontology annotation, cellular component: mitochondrion. The record is from RefSeq and is a predicted model, not a curated record. The transcript has 3 exons. NCBI's taxonomy places the organism in Eukaryota, Viridiplantae, Streptophyta, Magnoliopsida, Asterales, Asteraceae.